Suillus paluster is the source of this 423-nucleotide messenger RNA. RefSeq lists its product as uncharacterized. The record is from RefSeq and is a predicted model, not a curated record. The transcript is spliced from 3 exons. The coding region runs from base 1 to 423 and encodes 140 amino acids. Lineage: Eukaryota; Fungi; Basidiomycota; Agaricomycetes; Boletales; Suillaceae.
AUGGCAACGCAGGGAAGCCUAUGGUCAGGCAUGCGCGAUGUCGAUUUUUCAGAUUCUUCCCCGAGCUCCUCCAAUUACCUGAUGUCCUUGCAAUCAUUCCUUCAUCCAGCUGGUCCCCAACCCCCUCGUCAUAUUGAAGCCGUAACAUCCAUGCAGACGAUAUCGAUCGAAACAACAACGUUAGAAAGCGCAACCUCUCCCGUCAGCGGUGAUGUCGGACUGCCUUUCUUUCCUACAUACGGCCGCGCUCAGGAUGUUGUUGCGGUCGUCGAUGCUGCAGGAGCUGUGGUAGUCGCGGGGGUCGUGGUGGUGGCUGGACUUGUUGCAGCAGCAGAAGAUGCCGCAGCCUUCGGUUUAGCACUUGUCGCAGAGGAAUUUGCAGCAUUCAGCCAUGCGUACUUCUCACCAAGUUCAGCAGUCUGA